UUUAAAGUUGUUCUAAGCAAAAACAAAAGAGAAACAACAUAAACUUGCAAGGCAAUAGAGUUGAUUAUAUAGUUAACAAGUUAUCAUAAUGGCUUCAUUAUAUAGCUUGAACACUUUAGCCAUUGUUGCUUUUGCACUUGCUUUCUUGGUACAACUCACUUUAGGGCAUAUUGCGUGCGAGAAUUUGAAUGAAGAUUCUUGUGCCUUUGCAAUAUCAAGCACGGGUAAGCGUUGUGUUUUAGAGAAACAUGUUCGUAGGAGUGGUGAAGAAGUAUAUAUAUGCCGAACAUCAGAAAUUGAGUCUGAUAAACUCAAGGAUUGGAUUGAAACUGAUGAAUGUAUUGAGGCGUGUGGCGUAGAUAGAAAUGCCCUUGGCAUUUCUUCUGACGCUCUGCUUGAGUAUCGUUUUACUAGAAAACUCUGUUCCUCUGCUUGCUACAACAACUGUCCUAACAUUAUUGAUCUCUACUUCAAUCUUGCUGCUGGUGAAGGUGUAUAUCUACCCAAGUUAUGUGCAGAGCAAAAGGGAAAAGGACGUCGUGAAAUGGCUGAGAUCAGAAGCUCGGGAUUUGUUGCACCAGCACCGGAAUCAGAAGUCAAGCCCCUUAAUUUCAUGGUUGCUCCUGCAAUGCCUCCAUUCUAAAUUCGAUAAAGCUUAUUACAUUAGCUUAGUUACAAGUGGUAAAGUAAAAUAAGUACUCUGGGUUUGGCCCAGUUGAUAGCAUAUAGUUGUAUCGUUCUGUGGUUUGUUAGUAUUUCACAAGGCAGGUGGAGAAAUGCUUCAGAGAUCUACAAAUGCAUUCACUCUGCUGGGCCUAUUUCAAUCUUUUAUUAUAAUGGAGUAUAGAUAAUGUUUAAUAGCAAUGGGGGUACUUCAUUGA
This is a messenger RNA of Solanum lycopersicum (tomato), 881 nucleotides long. RefSeq lists its product as uncharacterized. The record is from RefSeq and is a predicted model, not a curated record. NCBI's taxonomy places the organism in Eukaryota, Viridiplantae, Streptophyta, Magnoliopsida, Solanales, Solanaceae.